UGAAGCGGUGUGAAGGAUGCUCAGCUCAGACUCUCUGUGCACUCACACAGCAUCAUGUCUACUAUGAUGAGUGGCUUACUGAACAUGGCGAGUGUGGCGGAUUUCGAGGCGCUCGCGGCGGCGAUUCCCGCCACUAAAGUUGAGAUCACCGUGUCGUGCAGAAACCUCUUGGAUAGAGACACUUUCUCAAAAUCUGACCCAAUUUGUGUGCUGUAUACUCAAACGGUGGCAAGCAGGGAGUGGAGAGAGUUUGGCAGAACAGAAGUGAUUGACAACACCCUGAAUCCAGACUUUGUGCACAAAUUCAUCUUAGACUACUUUUUUGAAGAAAGACAAAACUUACGCUUUGACCUGUAUGACCUUGACUCAAAGAGUGAAAACCUCUCUAAACAUGACUUCUUGGGUCAGAUGUACUGUACUCUGGGAGAGGUGGUGGGCUCUCUGGGUAGUCGAAUGGAAAGACCACUCGCAGGUAUUCCUGGCAAGAACUGCGGGGCCAUUAUUGUGAAAGCAGAGGAACUUGGAAAUUGCAGGGAGUCAGUAUUAAUGCAGUUUUGUGGCAACAAACUGGACAAGAAAGAUUUCUUCGGGAAGUCAGACCCUUUCCUGGCUUUUUACCGUACCAAUGAAGACGGGACAUUUACCAUCUGCCAUAAAACAGAGGUGGUGAAGAACACGCUGGACCCUGUGUGGCAGGCCUUCAAGAUCCCCGUCAGAGCGCUGUGUAAUGGGGAUUAUGACAGAGCAAUAAAAAUCGAGGUGUAUGACUGGGACAGAGACGGCGGUCAUGACUACAUCGGGGAGUUCAGCACCAGCUACAGGGAACUGUCUAAGGGCCACUCUCACUUCACUGUGUGGGAGGUGCUGAACCCCAAGAAGAAGAAAAAGAAGAAAAAAUAUCUCAACUCAGGAACCGUCACCCUGCUGUCCUGCUUCAUUGAUGUUGAGGUCACGUUCCUGGACUACAUCAAAGGAGGCACUCAAAUCAAUUUUACGGUGGCAAUUGAUUUUACAGCAUCAAACGGUAACCCAUCCCAGCCUACCUCUCUGCAUUACAUGAGCCCGUAUCAUCUGAAUGCGUACGCGCUGGCCCUGAGAGCCGUGGGGGAGAUUAUUCAGGACUAUGACAGUGAUAAGAUGUUCCCUGCACUGGGGUUUGGUGCAAAAAUGCCUCCAGACGGUCGAGUGUCUCAUGAAUUCCCCCUGAACGGGAAUCCUGAUAAUCCAUACUGCAGCGGUAUAGAUGGAGUUCUUGAAGCAUAUUAUCAGAGUCUGAAGUCUGUUCGACUGUACGGACCGACAUACUUCUCACCUGUCAUUAAUCACGUGGCACGAUAUGCGUCGUUGGUAAAAGACGGAUCAGAAUACUUCAUUCUUCUCAUCAUCUCUGACGGGGUCAUCUCUGACAUGGCUCAGACAAAAGAGUCCAUUGUAAACGUAAGUACUGUAAUACAGAGCAAAAGCAAACUUCGCUCAAAUAUAAGUAAAGCGAAAGCGGUGACGUUUAUAAUCAGUCAUGAAACAAAUCCAGCUUGAUUACUUUGUAAUCGACAGGCCGAAGCGGUUAUUGUUCUUUACACUAGAAGAGAUGACUAUUAUAUGAAACAUUAGGCCCUCGCGCACUCCACAGAAGAGAAAAAUUAUCUCUCUCCCACUCGCAAAACUAGUUGGGGUAUGCCAGUACAGUAUGAAUAAUCCAGAAUUAGAAGAAAAAAGGCCUGAAUUGAAUCUAUUUGUCAUUCGCUGGAAAACACGUCAAGCGAGACACUGAAAUGAGAUUUAGUAAACUAGGUUGUGCAGGCUGUGAUGGGGAGAGUUUCUCGAAUGCCUGACAGGAGUCGUUUAUAAUGUGCAUAUGUCAGAGCGAGUGCUGUUUCACCCUCGAGCGAGGCGCAUUACCUGAACCUUAUGAAUCUGCAUCAUAUUUCAUACGUCAUAAUUACAGCACAAUGGCAGCCACCUCGUGGCACUUUUUCCUGAAUGGGAGAGAGAGAAAUUUAGCCCUUAGAAACGGAUGUAGAUGUGGUCAGAAAAAGUUUUGCUCCUAAAGAAGAAUCAUUGAAUCAUGGCUCAUGACUCACGACAUUUGGGUCAAUUCUGUUAAAUAAUGGAAGUGUCAUACAGGUUGUUUUCUAGCUUUAUAAACCAUUUACAUAAAAAUAAUAUAUCACAAUAUCCUGAUACAAUAAUAUAAAUGAAAUGUAAAAAAAAUGCAUAGAAAAAAUACCAAUAUGGGUUGUAGAUCAUUUAAGGCCCCUUCACUUGAUAACUGUAUUAGUGUCCACUCUACACCAGCAAACAAUAAUAUUAUGUUUCUUCUAAGCUCACACGCUACACUUUUACAUUUUAAUGCACAACAUCUAUAGAUUUGAAUGGAUUUUGGUUGGCUGUCAAUGUAUAAUUGUUUAUCAGCUGGAAUAAAAACAUACUAAAGUGAUUCCAGUGAUGUUAAUCCUCUGUAUUAUUAUUGUUAAAGUCAUGAUGUGGAUAAAACUUUAGCUUAUAAUUAUUGUCCUUGGUGUAAAUAGGACUUUAUUUUAAAUAAACUUGCUCAACCAGGGCUCUUGACUAACUUUUUGCACUGGUUGCACUGGUGCGCCUAACUUUUUUUCUUAGGUGCACCAGCACAAAAGUUAGGUGCACCCAAAUUUUCGACCGCAUCGCAUUUAACACAAGUUCACUUUUUUUUUUAAAUCGCUGUCCAUAUAGGCAAUAUUGACUUGUAAAUGAUUAACUAACAAUCUGGUCAACAUAAAGUUCUUUAUUUGAAGCACAAUUCUACAAGAAAGCAGGGCUCUAGACUAACACUUGAGAGAGGUGGCACUGGUGCUACCAAGUUAUUCAGUUGGUGGCACCAGCCCUUAAUUUGAUAGCACCAGAGUCAUGGGGUGAGGUAAGAAAAAAUAAUCACUAAAACUUAAUUAAAAUGUGUUUAAUACAUUAAUAAAUCAAUUAGAAAUUAAUACAAAUCAUUGUUUA
Messenger RNA from Triplophysa rosa, 2979 nucleotides. It is a transcript of the gene cpne8, whose product is annotated as copine VIII. Bases 55 to 1536 code for a protein of 493 amino acids. The record is from RefSeq and is a predicted model, not a curated record. NCBI's taxonomy places the organism in Eukaryota, Metazoa, Chordata, Actinopteri, Cypriniformes, Nemacheilidae. Gene Ontology annotation, biological process: cellular response to calcium ion. Gene Ontology annotation, cellular component: plasma membrane. Gene Ontology annotation, molecular function: calcium-dependent phospholipid binding. The transcript is spliced from 17 exons.